This is a messenger RNA of Setaria italica (foxtail millet), 1284 nucleotides long. RefSeq names its product serpin-Z2A. NCBI's taxonomy places the organism in Eukaryota, Viridiplantae, Streptophyta, Magnoliopsida, Poales, Poaceae. Gene Ontology annotation, molecular function: serine-type endopeptidase inhibitor activity. The record is from RefSeq and is a predicted model, not a curated record.
AUGGAAGAGGAGGCGAGGCCAAGCAAGAAGGCGCGCGGGGCCGCCGGUUCCGGCCUGACUGCGUUCGCGCUUCGCCUGGCGAAGCAUCUCACUGAGGACGCCGAUGGCGGCGGCCAGAACUAGAACCUCGCCUUCUCGCCGGUGUCCAUCUACGACGCGCUGUCCCUGGUGGCGGCCGGGGCGCGCGGCACCACCCUGGACGAGCUCCUCGCCCUGCUCGGCGGCGACGAGCUCGCCGAGUUCGCCCGCGGCGUGGCGGAGCGCGCCCUCGCGGACCGGUUCGGGUCCGGGUCCAGGGCGCCGCUCGUCGCCUUCGCGUGCGGGCUCUGGCACGAGAAGACGGUGGCGCUGAAGCCGGCCUACCGCGCAGUCGCCGUCGAAUCCUACAAGGCCAAGACGCGCGCCGCCGAUUUCAGCAAGAAGCCAGAGAAGGCAAGGAAGAAAAUCAACAGGUGGGUCUCGAAGGCCACAAAGGAUCUCAUCACCGAGGUCCUUCCUCCGCGUUCCGUGCACUCCCCUGACCGGCCUCGUGAUUGCCAACUUAACGCCAUCUACUUCAAGGGCAGGUGGUCCAUGCCCUUCGACCAGGCGGCCACCGAGACCGCGCGGUUCCACCUCCUCUACGGCAGCACAGUGCGCGCGCCCUUCAUGCGCAACCGGAAGGAUCAUGCCAUCGAGCGGCACAAAGGGUUCAAGGACAGUUAUCUCCAUGAUGGCAGCGGCCAAGGCUCAGGCGAGCAGCCCCGGUUCUCCAUGUGCGUCUUCCUACCGGACGCCCGGGACGGCCUGCCGGAGCUCGUGGACAAGAUGGCCUCCUGCCCCAACUUCCUCUGGGACCACCUACCCAAGAGCCGCAUCGAGACUAAAGAGGUGCGGCUGCCCAUGUUCAAGCUCUCGUUCUCCAGCCGGAUCAAUGGCGUUCUCGAGGCCAUGGGGAUGCAAGCCGCCUUUGACCCAGGCGAGUCCAACCUGAAAGACAUGCUGGAGGGCAACCAGCCUCUGGUAGUGGAGCAUGUUUUCCACAAGGCAGUCAUCGAGGUGAAUGAGGAUGGGACGGAAGCAGCGGCCUCUAGCGCUUGCACAUUGCAAUUGCUAUGUCUAUGUACUAGGCCCCCUGUGAACUUUGUUGCCGACCAUCCAUUUGCGUUCUUUGUGGUGGAGGAGGUGUCGAGUACCAUCAUCUUCAUGGGGCACGUCCUCGACCCGACAAAUUCAGAGCGAAUGUGUCAUUGUGUGGGGGGAAGUUCUACUGUCACCUCGGUAAGAAUGUUUCAUGAAGAAUAG